GCAUAGUGCCCGUAAUGGGAGGUGUGUUCUAAUUGCCAGGGGGCCAUGGGGCCAGAGGUUAACUCUUUUCUUGGAAGGUUCUCAUGGUAUGGGGAAGUUACUUGCUCAAGAUAUCGCCACCACGUUUCGACCAAAGAAAGUCGUUCUCUUGGAUCGGAACCCUGUUGAGAACACUGAUGGUGUGUUCCAACAAUGAAACACGAUAGUCAGCACGAAGUGGAACUCAACCGUAAUGACUUUCAGAAAGAAUAUGUUCUUACCAAUGCGAUAUAUCGGACAGAUACGCGCUGAAGGAGGUGGCCCUCACAAUCGGCAGGGAGGUAGGAUACAUGUCUGUCAACUCAUAGUAUUCCCCAUCCCAUGGCAUACUCCCGUCCUGCACCCACAAGAAGUCGUUGAUGCUAUUAUGGACGCCAUGAAGAAGGCCCAGAACAGUGAGAUAUACCUACCGCUCUAUACAAACGCAGCUCCUCUCUUCCGGUUCCUUCCUCAAGAACUCGGUGAUUUCAUCAGAUGGAUUACAGGGGCGAAUAACGAGAUGGGGAAACUGAAACACCGCACGCAAUAGAACUGCAUCUAUUUAGAUCUAUCGAGGACAAAGAUGAUCACGAACUUUGUUGAAGAGCUCCGCGACUGUCUCGUCUGGGUGGGACAGCGCACUCUCGAAGCGCAGCUACUCCCAAAGACGUUGAACACCAUAUCGAGAAGGUCCUUCCUUCGCGCGAUGCUCGAGACGACUCGCUCGGCGAUGGGGAUUGCGGGGGAGAACGAGGAAGAAAAAGCGCACGUUCGAAGCGCAACUACUCCCGACGAAGACGGCGAAGUCGCACUACGGGCUAUCAACCACGACACGCUCGAGAUCUUCAACGGAAGCGCACGUUCGAAGCGCAACUCCCACCGACGACGGAGACGUCGAAUACGAUAUCGAAAAGAUUCCUUCUUUCGCGCGAUGCUCGAGACGACU
Messenger RNA from Fimicolochytrium jonesii, 964 nucleotides. RefSeq lists its product as uncharacterized. The record is from RefSeq and is a predicted model, not a curated record. Lineage: Eukaryota; Fungi; Chytridiomycota; Chytridiomycetes; Spizellomycetales; Powellomycetaceae. The coding region runs from base 233 to 568 and encodes 111 amino acids. The transcript is spliced from 3 exons.